Messenger RNA from Sciurus carolinensis (gray squirrel), 653 nucleotides. Its product is annotated as insulin growth factor-like family member 4. Lineage: Eukaryota; Metazoa; Chordata; Mammalia; Rodentia; Sciuridae. Gene Ontology annotation, molecular function: signaling receptor binding. The coding region runs from base 60 to 443 and encodes 127 amino acids. The transcript is spliced from 5 exons. The record is from RefSeq and is a predicted model, not a curated record.
GGUCCCAGACGGUUGUGCUGCUGCUCUGUCUCCCUCUACUCCGCAGCCUAACCAGAACCAUGCUGCUCAGAAUCUUUGUUUCUGUCUUCGUUGUUGGACUCCUGAGGUCAGACUCAGAGGGAUUCACAGAUACUGGCCCAUGGCUGUGCCAGCCAGCGCCCAGGUGUGGGGACCAGACCUACGACCCCUUGGAGCAGUGCUGUGACAAUGACACCAUCCUGCCCCUGAAUGCAACCCAGCUGUGUGUCCCCAACUGCAUCUUCUAUCCCUGCUUCCAGCACUGCUGCCUGGAGUCCCAGGACUCUCAGAAUCAGGCAGUGGUGACAUUCAAGGUCCCAGGCAUGAAGCCUGACUGCAGGUCCUCCCCCAUCUCCAGGAUUUGUGCCCAGGAAUACCACCCAACCAGCCCUUGGUCAGAUCCAACUUCAUCUGGACAAGCCUGAGGAGCAGAAUCUGGCACCACAGAUUGAUCCCAGGGGUGCUUAACCAUUGAACCAUGUCCCCGGCCCUUUCUUUUUCUUUUGCUAAAUUUUUGAGGCUGACCUUAAACUUGUGGUCCUCUUGCUUCAGCCUCCUGAGUCCCUGGGAUGACAGACAUGUCCCAUCAUGCCAAGCUCAAUUGGGAUCUUUCUAAUAAACAUAUUUAACCAGUU